Molecule: messenger RNA, 1705 nt
Organism: Moneuplotes crassus
Lineage: Eukaryota; Ciliophora; Spirotrichea; Euplotida; Euplotidae
Source: the annotation of a GenBank genome assembly
UAAAUUUGAAUUAAAAAUGAAGCCAUUUGAAUUUAGCCAUCCCCAAUCGGACGGAGGCAAUAGGUUUAGUGCUACUUCAGGGUAUGUAGACCAGGAAGGUAGGAACUCAGAAGUUAAAGGAAAUAUGAUUUUGGAGAAAAAGCAGAGACUUCUUGAAGACUUUGGCAAAGAAGAAGGAUUCCAAGACCAAGACUUGCUAUCUAGAGAGCAAGUGAGAUCAAUCCUGAAUAAGAAAUUGAGAAAUGAAGGGAAAGUAUUUGAUGACGAAUUAAUUGACGCAAUUUUUUCAGAUAAAAGCAGUAUCAAUAGAGACAUUGAGGGGAGGAUAUCAAAGAGAGAUUUAUGUGAUGCUUAUAUUGAAAUAGAAAACUAUUUCUGUGAUAAUAUUGGCAAAUGCAACUAUAAGAUUUUGGAACUUAAGAAUAUAAAAUCUGAGUAUGAAGCCCAACUAAGAGAGGUCGCCCAGACUGAAGUUGCAAAUCAGCAUGGAAUAAUGGAGAAGAGUACACUGACAGUAACUGUUAUUGAGGCAAGAUAUAUAAAGCUAACUGACUAUGAUUCUCAAGGUGAUCUUUAUGUAGUGAUAGAAUGUGGGAGCCAAUCUUCUCAGACUCAGCAUAAAGAAGGAAUGAAAACUCCAAUUUGGGAUGAAAGUUUUACCUUUGACAUUGUAAAUGGCAAAGAAGAAAUUAGAGUUUCUGUGAUGGAUAGAAAUAUGAUGAAGCAGGAUUCGGUAGUUGGAGUGCUUUAUAUUCCUAUUCAAACUCUUUCAGAUCAACAAAAGGUUGAAGAUUGGUUUAACCUGGAAGAUCCUCAAGGUGGAUAUGGGGAAUCAAAUGGGAGAAUUAGGCUCCAACUUUGGUGGGUUUAUAGUAAAACCAAGCUGAUAGAAGAUAGAAUAGUUCAAACGGAUGAAGAUAUUGAAAAGAUUUACAGUGAUAAGAGUUACUAUACUACCAAGGUAACUCAAUUGAGAGAGCCCUUCCCGUGGAUUGAGAACAUUACUCAAAAUCAAAGCAGUAAUUUCUCAACAAUAAAAGGACAUUCUGCAAAUGACUACAGUAUAGCAACUUAUAAAAGUGAUGAAUCUGAGGAUGAAGAAAUGAAAGUUAAUCCAAUAGUCCAAGCUAUCAAUAAAGUUUUUCCUGUUGAGAGAGCAGUAGCUAAAGGAGUAGAUAACACAUUUGAUAAUUUUUCAACAGAAAUAUUGGGAUUAAGAUCAACUCCUUGGUUUAAAAUGAUGCAAUGGUCAGCUAUUAUUUACAACAUUCUUACUCUCUGCUCUUGCUUCAUGAGGACAGAUUUUGUGAAUCUCUCUGCUUGAGUGCUUAUCUGUUUUAGCAUUUCUAAAGUGGAUAUCCUGAAAAGAUGGCAAUUCAGAUUGAUUGUUUAUAGUCUUCUGGUUUCUUGGAUUGCAGAUCUUAUUUGGUUAAUUAUGCAUACCUCACCAUGGUGGAGAAGAGUCAGAUAUGAUGGAGAUGUAGAACUCAGUAUCAGAAGAUUUGUGGUUAUAAUAUCUUUCCUGUCCUUCCUGUUUAGAAUAUUUGUAAUAAUAAUCUUCUGGAAGUUCUCCUUAUACCACAGAAAGAGGAUGUCGAUCUAAAUAUCCUUUGGACAAUUUGCUUCUUUACUUCAAACUCAUUAAAAGUUUGGCUUUACUAAACAAUGACCAUAAAACCAGCCUUGAAAAUACAUCUUAUUAAUC